AUAUCAUUCACGGAUCCGAUCUGCCUUGGCAAAUCUCCACUUAAUAUAACAAUGCAAGACGAGUCAUACCAACUCCGGGGUGUACGGAGUAUCCCAUCGCUUACAAACCCAGGAUCGGUUUGUGCUCGAAGAUGCGCUUCCGCUCUCCGUACUUGACGUGCCCUGGGCUGUGUCGGGUACUCCUGUUUCAACUUUCGGGGUGUACCUGAUCGGCCGGUGGCGAGAUGACCAGGUCAGGUCAGCCUUAUGGUUUCGUGGUGCUACUAGUGGGUGUUAGCUUUUUUUCCCCCUUCUUUUUAUUUUUGUCGCCUGAGGAAUCAACGGGGGAUAUGCGGACAGGUAUGUGGGUACUCGAUCUCUGUAGUCGAUGCUUCUGCUGUCAAACAUCGACGUCUCUCAGCCGCAAGCUUCUACGUGUCCAGCUGGAUGUUGUAGCACGGAUCACGGCAUGGGCUACCGGGGGCUGGAUGCGUCGUGCAGGUGGGAUUUGGAAGUUGCGCGUGUGUCUGUAUCUACGGGGGUUCUCGAGGGUUGAUUUGGUGGUCAGAGGUGUCUUUGUUUGCCAUUGUCUGGCAUAUGGAGGAAGUUGUGGAAUAUAUUUUUAGGUCUGCGUCUGUAGGGUAGGGUAGGUGCUUGAUGUGCGGGUAGAGCGGGUGUUUUCUUGCAGGGACUCGCUUGCUUCAUGCGUUAGUUUGAUAGAUUCGACUAGAAAUAUAUCCCUAAGCUAUGUUGUGCAGAAGGGGUAUUUUCAUGCUAGUGGAGGAG
Molecule: messenger RNA, 765 nt
Organism: Aspergillus alliaceus
Lineage: Eukaryota; Fungi; Ascomycota; Eurotiomycetes; Eurotiales; Aspergillaceae
Exons: 1
Coding region: 225-605 (126 amino acids)
Source: RefSeq, a predicted model, not a curated record